Molecule: messenger RNA, 3243 nt
Organism: Juglans regia (Persian walnut)
Lineage: Eukaryota; Viridiplantae; Streptophyta; Magnoliopsida; Fagales; Juglandaceae
Product: histone-lysine N-methyltransferase CLF
Exons: 17
Coding region: 250-3027 (925 amino acids)
Biological process (GO): chromatin remodeling
Cellular component (GO): PcG protein complex
Molecular function (GO): histone methyltransferase activity; protein binding
Source: RefSeq, a predicted model, not a curated record
AAAAUCCCUAAGCAACCCAAAAUGGCCUAAAAAUUCCCAAAUCGAGGAAGACGUGGCUAGCUAGGGUUUCCAUUCAACCGCUAAAUCCCAAUCGCUCCAAAAAUAACAACAUAGAGACCCUACGGUGCGUACAGUUCCUCCACAAAUCUCCAGCAUCAUUAGCCUCUGCAUGAAUCUGAUCCCGAUCCCAACUGCCGCCAUUGCCGAAUCGGGUCCGGAUAAGCCAAAAGACCUCCGUUGUAUCCGCCAAUGGCGUCCAAGACCUCGCCUUCGGCCUCUACCACCAGAUUGGACCCUCCCAAAGACGCUUCGAUGAUGAAACUGCAGGAAACAAGUCUUAUUCGGAAGGAGAUUUUAACUGUCAUUGAUUCUGUAAAGAAGCAAGUUGCUGCUGGCCGAUCUGUUUCUGUAAAGAAUAAAAUGGAAGAAAAUAGGCAGAAAUUGGCUGGUGUGACAAACCAUCUUUAUAAAUUUUCUAUGGAUAGAAGGACCGGUAGGACUAAUGAUACUGAUAGAAGUAUAGAUCUACUGACAAAGAGGCAGAAAGAUGCGCUUGAUAUGCAUAAUGGUGUUGAUGCAAGUGAUGGGGAUAUGGAUAGCAGUAGCUCUCAAGAAGAUGCCCCUGCUUCUACUGCAGUUCUUCUAGGAUCUAAUGUUCCAGUGAAGAAUGCAGUUCGUCCCAUUAAGAUCUCAGAAGCAAAAAGAUUGCCUCCUUAUACUACAUGGAUUUUCUUGGACAGAAAUCAAAGAAUGACAGAGGAUCAGUCAGUGGUUGGUCGACGAAGAAUCUAUUAUGAUCAAAAUGGUGGUGAAGCACUAAUUUGUAGUGACAGUGAGGAAGAACUAAUUGAGGAUGAAGAGAAGAAAGAUUUUAUAGAAUCUGAAGAUUACAUACUUCGCAUGACUGUCAAGGAAGUUGGUUUAUCAGAUCAAGUGCUGGAAUCACUAGCACAAUGUUUUUCUAGAAGCCCUUGUGAAGUCAAGGCAAGAUACGAAACUCUUAUUAAGGAAGAGAAGGCUGUGGAAGGUUCUAAGAAUGGUGAUAAUGAAGACAUUUUGCAUAAUGGGAAUUCUCUUCUUGAUAAAGAUCUUGACGCAGCUUUGGAUUCUUUUGACAACCUAUUUUGUCGCCGAUGUCUUGUUUUUGAUUGCAGAUUACAUGGAUGCUCACAGGAUCUUGUCUUUCCUACUGAGAAACAACCUUCAUGGCGCCCUACAGAUGAGGAAAAUAUACCAUGUGGCCUACAUUGCUAUCGAUCUGCAUUGAAGUCGCAAAGAAUAGCUAGAGGGAGCUCUUCCAUUAAUGGUGAUUUUGAAGAAAAAUCUGCCCCUUCAUCUGGUAGUGCUGGGGCUCAGAUAUCAUCCAGGAAGAAGGCUCCUGGUCCAUCUGCUAGAAAGAAGGUGAAGUCCUGCCAAAGUGAAAGUGCUUCAUCAAAUGCAAAGAAUGUAUCAGAAAGCAGUGACUCCGAGAAUGGCCCCGGGCAUGACACCACUUCUACCCACCAGUCAUCACCUCGCAAAACUAAGCUUUCAGGAAAAUGUGGAAUUGGUAAGAGGAACAGCAAGCGAGUUGCCGAACGUGUUCUAGUUUGCAUGCAGAAAAAGCAGAAGAAAAUGGUAGCUUCUGAUGAUUGUGAUUCCUUUGUGAGUGGAGGUCUUUGUCCCGGCGAGAUGAAACCUAAAUCUAAUGCAUGUAAGGAAAAUGAUGAUACUAGUUCUUCUAUGCAUAAGAAUGUGAAAUCCCCAUCUAGUGGAAGGUUGAGAAGGAAGGAAUCAUCAAUUCAAGCCAGUCACAAGGUUGUGCCGGGUGAGGUUCCUGAUGGUUCAUCAAAUGAUAUGAUUACAGAUCCACCUGCUGCUAGCAGUGAUGACAACUCGAGGAAAGAAGAGUUCGUAGAUGAAAAUGCAUAUAAACAAGAAUCGAGUGAUAAUAAAUCUUGGAAAGCUUUUGAAAAAGGCCUUUUUGAGAAAGGCGUCGAAAUUUUUGGGAGGAAUAGUUGUUUAAUUGCUAGGAACCUUCUAAAUGGUAUGAAGACAUGUUGGGAGGUUUUUCAAUACAUGAAUUGCUCUGAGAGUAAGCUGUCCUGCCAAGCUGGUGAUGGUGCAAACUCUCUUAUUGAAGGCUAUUCUAAGGGUAAUAAUGAAGUGAGAAGAAGAUCAAGAUUUUUACGUAGGAGGGGUAGAGUUCGUCGCUUGAAGUAUACCUGGAAGUCUGCUGCUUACCAUUCAAUCCGGAAACGAAUUACUGAGAGAAAAGAUCAGCCAUGCCGGCAGUACAAUCCAUGUGGUUGCCAAACUGCUUGUGGCAAGCAGUGUGCUUGUCUUCAAAAUGGGACCUGCUGUGAAAAGUACUGUGGAUGUCCAAAGAGUUGCAAGAACCGUUUUAGAGGCUGCCAUUGUGCUAAAAGUCAAUGUCGAAGUCGUCAGUGUCCGUGCUUUGCUGCAGACAGAGAAUGUGAUCCAGAUGUUUGUAGGAAUUGUUGGGUCAGCUGUGGAGAUGGUACUUUUGGGGUUCCAAGCCAAAGAGGUGAUAAUUAUGAAUGUAGAAAUAUGAAGCUUCUUCUAAAACAGCAACAAAGGGUUUUACUUGGUAGAUCUGAUGUAUCUGGAUGGGGAGCUUUCCUCAAGAAUAGUGUAAGCAAGCAUGAAUAUCUUGGUGAAUACACUGGGGAGCUAAUUUCGCAUCGAGAAGCAGAUAAACGUGGAAAGAUUUAUGACCGUGAAAAUUCGUCAUUUCUCUUCAAUCUGAAUGAUCAGUUUGUCCUUGAUGCAUACCGGAAGGGUGACAAAUUGAAGUUUGCCAACCACUCUCCAGAUCCAAAUUGUUAUGCUAAGGUUAUUAUGGUUGCCGGGGAUCACCGAGUUGGUAUAUUUGCCAAGGAACGAAUUUGUGCUGGGGAGGAACUCUUUUAUGAUUAUCGAUACGAACCAGACAGAGCUCCUGCCUGGGCUCGAAAGCCGGAGGCAUCUGGAUCAAAAAAGGAGGAGGGUGCUCCUUCAAGUGGCCGUGCCAAGAAGCUCGCUUAAUCUUAUGGAUUUAUUCAAAAGUCUCAUUCAAAAUUUUUGUCAUUCUUUUUACAGGAAGAGGCAUUACUCCCAUUGACAGACACCAUAGGGGAAAGGAGUAUUAUUCUUGAUACGUAUUGAUUUUGGGAGAGUGGCAUUCAUUGCCAUCUCCAUUAUUUUAACUUGAAUAUUCUCUAACAACUCAUUUUACUUCAGAGCUGAAUAUAUGAUUCAGUA